GUGUUCCCUGCCCAGAAGAAGGGAAGGCGCGAGUGAGGAAAAGAGGUACUGUAGAUGCCCUCCAAAUCCUUGGCUAUGGAAUAUUUGGCUCAUCCCAGUGCACUCGGCUUGGCUGUUGGAGUUGCUUGUGGCAUGUGCCUGGGCUGGAGCCUUCGAGUACGCUUUGGGAUGCUCCCCAAAAGCAAGACGAGCAAGACACACACAGAUACUGAAAGUGAAGCAAGCAUCUUGGGAGAGAGCGGGGAGUACAAGAUGAUUCUUGUGGUUCGAAAUGACUUAAAGAUGGGAAAAGGGAAAGUGGCUGCCCAGUGCUCUCAUGCUGCUGUUUCAGCCUACAAGCAGAUUCAAAGAAGAAAUCCUGAAAUGCUCAAACAAUGGGAAUACUGUGGCCAGCCCAAGGUGGUGGUCAAAGCUCCUGAUGAAGAAACCCUGAUUACAUUAUUGGCCCAUGCAAAAAUGCUGGGACUGACUGUAAGUUUAAUUCAAGAUGCUGGACGUACUCAGAUUGCACCAGGCUCUCAAACUGUCCUAGGGAUUGGGCCAGGACCAGCAGACCUAAUUGACAAAGUCACUGGUCACCUAAAACUUUACUAGGUGGACUUUGAUAUGACAACAACCCCUCCAUCACAAGUGUUUGAAGCCUGUCAGAUUCUAACAAAAGCUGAAUUUCUUCACCCAACUUAAAUGUUCUUGAGAUGAAAAUAAAACCUAUUCCCAUGUUCAAAAAAAAAAAAAAAAA
This is a messenger RNA of Pongo pygmaeus (Bornean orangutan), 739 nucleotides long. RefSeq names its product peptidyl-tRNA hydrolase 2, mitochondrial-like. The transcript has a single exon. The record is from RefSeq and is a predicted model, not a curated record. Gene Ontology annotation, cellular component: cytosol. Gene Ontology annotation, biological process: positive regulation of anoikis; negative regulation of anoikis. Gene Ontology annotation, molecular function: peptidyl-tRNA hydrolase activity. The coding region runs from base 55 to 594 and encodes 179 amino acids. Lineage: Eukaryota; Metazoa; Chordata; Mammalia; Primates; Hominidae.